Messenger RNA from Alligator mississippiensis (American alligator), 2530 nucleotides. It is a transcript of the gene CALCB, whose product is annotated as calcitonin related polypeptide beta. The record is from RefSeq and is a predicted model, not a curated record. Gene Ontology annotation, molecular function: calcitonin receptor binding; hormone activity. NCBI's taxonomy places the organism in Eukaryota, Metazoa, Chordata, Crocodylia, Alligatoridae. The coding region runs from base 294 to 710 and encodes 138 amino acids. The transcript is spliced from 4 exons. Gene Ontology annotation, cellular component: extracellular region.
UCCAGCCAAAUGACUGGCAAAUUUUUGUGAAUGGAAUACUCAGUGACUGGAAGAUGACGUAAUUUGAGAGCUUCGAGUCGCAAACUCCGUUGCUGAUUGGCUGCGUUUUGCCAACAGAGCAUGCGAUUGGCCGGCGGGGGCUGGGCGAACGCCUACACACUUUUUCCCUGGCGGUAGAUAUAAAAGGGAGUACUGGGCAUUGAACAGGAUCACGAUUUAGAAACAUAUAUUGAGGAAACUCUCAGCACAUUUUACUGUUUCUUAAGAAGCUUUGCAUUGCAAGAGAGGACAUUAUGGUUAUGCUGAAGAUUUCAUCUUUCCUUGCUGUUUAUGCCUUGGUUGUUUGCCAGAUGGAUAGUUUCCAGGCAGCUCCACUCAGACCUGGCUUAGAGUCUAUGACAGAUCGAGUGACACUCAGUGAUUAUGAAGCUCGGAGGUUAUUAAAUGCAUUGGUGAAAGAAUUCAUACAGAUGACAGCAGAAGACCUGGAAAAAGUGACUGAAGGGAAUAGCCUGGAUAGACCUAUUUCCAAACGCUGUGCCAGUCUGAGUACUUGUGUACUGGGCAAACUGUCUCAAGAAUUGCACAAAUUGCAAACUUACCCUCGUACUGACGUCGGGGCUGGAACUCCUGGCAAGAAAAGGAAUGUGCUGAAUGACCUGGAAAAUGAGCGCUAUGCAAAUUACGGGGAAUCCCUAGGAAACAACUAGACAUGCUUAUUUCUACCCUUUUUUUUUAACUUGAUGCAUGUGGAUCUAACCUUGAUUGCUAACUUUACUAUGUUCUUUUGAUUCUGUUUUUGACAGAGAAUAUUUGAGAUGGACUUUCAGUUAGGAAGAUAAAGAACAUAACAUACCAAGUUAGAAAUAGCAAGCAUAUGCCAAAUAAAAUAAAUACAAAUGAACAGCACUGCUUUGAAAUUUGAAAUGAUUUUCUUAGACAUUUAUUUUAAAAAACUCUAAAUGAAGCUUUUCAUUUCUGGCUACUCCAUGUACAAAUAAACUCUUCUUUCAUGCCUGCUCGUGCACUUGUUCAAUAAACCUAUUUUUCUAUAAGGAUUAGGUCUGUUGUUUUAAUUUUUUGUUUUGGCAUCUGAGAUUUCUAGAGAAAGCCAGAAAAGAUUAACAAACUUUUCCGUCUUCAAGAAUGUCAGUACAAUGCAGAAGUUGUAUAGUAAGUUAAUUUAAGAAUAGUAGAACAUUUUGCUAAGUGCAUAUAUAAAGACAUAACUCUCAGACUGUUUAGAAUUAUUUCAAUAGGUAGGUAUGGGUAAAAAAAACAAACACACCAUCUUUUUCUAGUAAAACAGUUUUUGUGGACCCUUUUAAGUCUUUGAAACGGCAAAGGAUUCAACUGCAUGCCUUAAGUAGUUAGAAAAAUACUAGAAAUAUAAUCCAGUUUAAAACUAAGUUCUCAUUGAAGUCAUCAAGGUAAGAAAUCUAAUAUUCUUCUUUUAUUUUAUUUAGAACUAUUUACAUUAAAUUUCUUCAUGCUGAUGCAUUGGCUAUCUGAAUAAUUUCAUGACACCAUGUUUGCCUCUUUACCCAUUUUUAAAAUCUUUCAGUAUAUAUUUCUUAACCAGAGACCUGUUAAGAAAAAGAUUAUACUGUUGCCAAUGAUGUUUCUUCUUGCUGAUUAAGAACUCUGUUGUAAUGAAGUCCUAACUUGAGCAACAUUCUCCUUCAUUUCAGUAGGACGUUAACCUGAACAAAAACUAAGAAGAAUUAAUGUAUAUAAAGACCCAAACCCAGUAAAAUAUUUAACUAUAUGCCUUGAUUUAAGCAAGUGGGUAGUCCUAUUGAAGUCAAUGGGAUUAUUCUUGUUUAAGGGUUUUGCUGGAUCAGAAAAAAACAGUCAAAUACAUAGAAUAGACACAAUUUUAAUGUAAGUGCGGUUCAACUCUGAAAUGUAACCCCACUCCCCCAAAUAGAUCCCUUUUUAACCAACAGAUUUAUUUGUUGGGUGAACUCCUGACCCUGCUGAACUCAAGUCCAUUCAAGACUUCAGUUGUCCUCAGGAAGAGCAGGAUCAUACACCUUACAGUUGUUCAGAGGACUAGGUGCUGAACUGGGUAGCUAAAAUAUGUUUUUGUUACUUUAUGCCAUUACUAUUGCAGGACUUAUGGAGCACAGCUUAGCUAGAUGUUCUUCCUCUUUGUCUAUCACGAACAGAGUUGUGUACAUUUUAUUAUUUUGUUAUUUGCUGAAGGUAAUGGAGUUGUGCAAGUGAAACCAAGGCAUCCUUUGGUAUACAGAACCUUUAUUGCUGGGGUGUAUAAGAAAGAAAAUGUCAGUUUCUUUCACAAGCUGGUUUAGUCUGCCAGCCUGGUAGGAAAAAUGCACAUUAUUAACUCAUAAACUGAACAUACUAGCACACUAGAAAGUCCUUAAGACAUAAUGAGCAGACUCUCCGAAUCACAUUUUUUGUAGAAACAUUUUUCUAAGUAGAACCUUACCUUACUGCUUAAAUUUAAUUUUAUUUGAAUCUCUGAUAUAUUCUUUAGGUAAUUUUCAUCUCCUUUUUUUUCUUU